This is a messenger RNA of Cooperia oncophora, 681 nucleotides long. NCBI's taxonomy places the organism in Eukaryota, Metazoa, Nematoda, Chromadorea, Rhabditida, Trichostrongylidae. The record is from the annotation of a GenBank genome assembly.
AUGUGCGUUCCAAAUUUUCAGACAUCGGUUAUCCAAAGAAUCAUGGAUCGUUUCCAAAAAUGGAAAGAAGCUCGCAAUCAACAGGUCAUAACCAUCUCAAUGGAAUCUUUCUAUAAGGAACUCAAUGAAGAAGAACGAGCACAAGCAGAAUAUGGAGAAUACGACUUUGAUCACCCAGCUGCGUUCGAUUUCGACAAAUUGGCAGAAACCAUUUCUCGCCUGGAACAGGGAUAUGCCGUCACCAUACCUCAUUAUGACUACCUGACCAGUAGGAGUGAUGGCACGCUAUGUCUUGAACCAGCAGAUGUUAUCAUCGUCGAAGGAAUUUUGACAUUUUAUGAUGAACGAAUUCGAGAGAAGUUCACUAUGAAACUGUUUGUUGAUGCAGAUGCGGAUGUUCGAUUGGCAAGACGAGUGAAACGCGAUACUGUCUACCGAAAACGUCCUUUGCCUCUGGUGUUAUCUCAAUACACAAAUUUGGUGAAACCGGCAUUCGAAGAAUUCUGCCAACCGACAAUGAAGUACGCUGACGUCAUUAUCCCAAGAGGAGGUGAAAAUGAUGUUGCCAUCGAUUUGAUAGUACAACACAUUGAGGAUUUCCUUCGCCCAGCCCACGACAAAAACGAGCAUCUCAUCAAGCCACCGUCUGAAGGAAAACUAGCGAUCAUUCCUCUACACUGA